AUGGCUCCCACAGAUACCCAGACCGCCCGAGCAAAGGGCCUCGUGGGAAAGCCGUUAUUGUACUUCACAAGCGUUUUCGUAUCACUGGGUGUAUUUCUUUUUGGCUACGACCAAGGCGUUAUGUCUGGCAUUAUCACAGACGCAUUCAAUCAGCCUGGCCCAGCCGAGGUUGGCACUAUGGUAGCUAUUCUCGAGGUUGGUGCUCUUAUAUCAUCUCUGUGCGUUGGACGCAUUGGCGACAUCGUUGGUCGUCGGAGGACAAUUCUUUAUGGGUCCAUGAUUUUCUUUGUCGGCGGAAUGCUCCAAACCUUCGCAAAUGGCAUGCCCAUGAUGAUGGUAGGGAGACUUAUCGCAGGUUUCGGCGUUGGUGCACUCUCGACCAUUGUACCUGUUUAUCAAUCCGAGAUCAGUCCUCCACACAAUAGAGGCAAGUUGGCCUGUAUAGAGUUUACGGGUAAUAUUACGGGUUACGCGGCAAGUGUUUGGGUCGACUACUUCUGCAGCUUUAUCCAGAGCGACCUCUCAUGGAGGAUACCUUUAUUGAUGCAAUGCGUCAUGGGUGCACUUCUCGGAUUCGGUAGCCUGAUCAUCUGCGAAUCCCCCAGAUGGCUACUGGACAACGACCACGACGAGGAGGGGAUCAUUGUCAUCGCCAAUCUCUAUGGCAAAGGCGACAUUCAUAACGCAAAGGCUCGACAAGAAUAUCGCGAAAUCAAAAUGAACGUUCUGUUGCAACGUCAAGAAGGAGAACGAUCAUACUCGGACAUGUUUAAGCGCUACUAUAAGCGUGUUUUUAUUGCGAUGUCGGCCCAGGCGUUUGCGCAAUUGAACGGGAUCAAUGUCAUCUCAUACUACGCCCCCCUUGUCUUUGAGUCGGCAGGCUGGGUGGGACGAGAUGCCAUCCUCAUGACUGGCAUCAAUGCGUUCACCUACCUAGGAUCAACAAUUCCACCGUGGUAUCUGGUUGAUAAAUGGGGCCGACGGCCUAUCCUCUUAUCUGGAGCGGUGGCUAUGAUCAUCUCGUUGUCGCUCAUCUCCUACUUCAUCUUCAUCGACAUACGGUGGACCCCAACACUGGUAGUGAUAUUUGUCAUGAUUUACAACGCAGCAUUCGGAGCCAGUUGGGGCCCUAUACCGUGGCUAUAUCCUCCUGAAAUUCUGCCACUCAGCAUCCGGGCAAAAGGCGCCAGCUUGAGUACGGCCAGCAACUGGGCAUUCAACUUUUUGGUGGGCGAACUUACACCUAUCCUGCAAAAAUCAAUCAAGUGGAGGUUAUAUCUCGUCCACGCCUUCUUCUGCGCACUCAGUUUCGUUCUCGUCUAUUUUGUGUACCCCGAAACAGCCAAUGUUCGCCUUGAAGACAUGAACGCAUUGUUUGGGGAUGCCACAACGGCCAUGCCGACUCCCUCGACCCAAGCAGAACGCGGUUCUCUGAUGGGCGUGGGAUCCCCAUCCUCUAUCGACAUCAGACACGGUGGUCCGCAACCAGGUGUCUUUUCCGCAGAUGCUGCAAUUCCUGGUCUUGACAUAGACCCCCCCGAUAUCCAACUAGACGCAAACGGACGGCCACGAGGUCGAAGCCAGAGCAACCAAGAAGGGUUGGGCGGUUGGAUUGGUCGUAUGGUGUCCAGGACACGACAAGACAGCGGUGGCCGCGGACAAUACGGGAAGAUCGGCCAAGACGAGGACUGA
Fonsecaea monophora is the source of this 1692-nucleotide messenger RNA. RefSeq lists its product as hypothetical. Gene Ontology annotation, molecular function: carbohydrate:proton symporter activity. Bases 1 to 1692 code for a protein of 563 amino acids. The record is from RefSeq and is a predicted model, not a curated record. NCBI's taxonomy places the organism in Eukaryota, Fungi, Ascomycota, Eurotiomycetes, Chaetothyriales, Herpotrichiellaceae. Gene Ontology annotation, biological process: carbohydrate transport; transmembrane transport. Gene Ontology annotation, cellular component: membrane. The transcript has 5 exons.